Molecule: messenger RNA, 2557 nt
Organism: Hordeum vulgare subsp. vulgare (domesticated barley)
Lineage: Eukaryota; Viridiplantae; Streptophyta; Magnoliopsida; Poales; Poaceae
Product: O-fucosyltransferase 7-like
Exons: 12
Coding region: 300-1886 (528 amino acids)
Cellular component (GO): cytoplasm
Source: RefSeq, a predicted model, not a curated record
CAGGGCAGGUGGCGAGCGCCAUUGCCAUCCGCCGCUCUCCGCCCCGUCCCGAGCAAAACCCGCGCCCCUCCGCCUCGUGCUCCCCCUUCCCCUCCGCCCGGCGCCCGUUUUACCGCGGCGGCCAGCCCAGCCCAGCAUCGUCGGCUCCAGUGCUCCACUCCACACGCAAACGCCUCCCAGGGGGCGACGGAAAAGCCGCCGCGGCCCCCAUCAGGGCUGAAACGGAACCUCGCUGCGGCGCCAAGCAAAGCGCGACGACACGGGGCGGGGCCGGGGCUUUUGGGGAGUAGGCGGAUGAGAUGGCGCUGCGGCGCAAGGGGAGGUCGGCGGGGCGGCGGGCGGCUGUGUGGUGGUGGCUGCUCUCCCUCGCCGGGGCCGGCGCCGCCGUCACCGCCGCGGCCGCGCUGCUCGCCGUCGCGCUCCACGUCUCCUCGUCCGCCUCCGCCGGCUCGCCCUACCGCCUGGCCAAGCAGCCGCGGGAGGCCGAGGAGCUGCGCUGGGAGCAGGAGUUCGCGCCGCCGCAGCUCGCCUCGCCGCACGCGCGUAAGCUGGACGGCGCGGCCGAGGACGCGCCGGAGAAGAGGCUGUGGCUGCCGGCCCCGUCGCGCCGGUUCGUGCCCUGCGUCUCGCCGUCGCUCGAGUACAGACGUCCGGAUGCAUCCAGGGGGUACCUGCUCGUACACACCAAUGGCGGGCUCAACCAGAUGCGCGCCGGGAUCAGUGAUAUGGUCGCAGUUGCACGUAUACUCAAGGCUACACUUAUAAUCCCAGAACUUGAUAAGAAAUCGUUUUGGCUCGACAAAAGCAACUUUUCAGAUGUCUUCGAUGAAGACCACUUUAUACGUUAUUUGGCAAACGAUGUGAAAGUUGAGAAAAAGUUGCCAAAGGAAUUGGUGAAAGCACCAAAAUCUGUUAGGUACUUCAAGAGUUGGUCUGGAGUAGAUUAUUAUCAGGAUGAGAUUUCUCCACUAUGGGAGCACCGUCAGGUUAUUCGAGCUGCUAAAUCAGAUUCACGCCUUGCAAACAACUUCCUCCCUCCUGAUAUUCAAAAGCUUCGGUGCCGGACCUUUUUCCAGGCACUUAGAUUUGCUCCACCAAUUGAAGCUUUAGGCCAUCUAUUGGUGGAGAGGAUGAAAGCAUUUGGACCAUACAUUGCUUUGCAUUUACGCUAUGAGAAGGAUAUGCUUGCUUUUAGUGGGUGUACGUAUGGUCUGUCAGAGACCGAAUCAGAGGAGCUUGCAAUGAUCAGAGGAAACACAACCUACUGGAAGGUGAAAGACAUUGAUCCAUUAGAACAAAGAUCACAUGGUCAUUGUCCCCUGACGCCAAAGGAAGUCGGAAUGUUUCUUUCUGCCCUAGGAUAUCCAUCAAGCACUCCAGUUUACAUAGCUGCAGGGGAGAUAUAUGGAGGUGAAUCUCAUAUGGUCGAUUUGCAAUCCCGAUUCCCAAUUCUGAUGAACAAGGAGAAACUGGCCUCAGCUGAAGAACUGCGACCGUUCAGCCAAUACGCUUCUCAAAUGGCAGCUUUGGAUUACAUCGUUUCAGUGGAAAGUGAUGUAUUUAUCCCAUCACAUUCCGGGAACAUGGCGCGGGCUGUUGCCGGUCAUCGGCGUUUUCAUGGCCACAGGAAAACAAUCAGUCCUGACAGGAAAGCAUUAGUUCAUUUGUUUGAUAAAGUUGAUAGUGGAUUACUCGAUGAAGGCGAAAGGCUAUCACAAAAGAUAAUAGAGAUGCACCAAAAGAGACAAGGUUCUCCUCGGAAACGGAAAGGUCCCGUAUCAGGAACAAGGGGCAGCGACAGGUUUCGGUCAGAGGAGGCAUUUUAUGAGAACCCUCUUCCUGAUUGCUUGUGUCAAUCAAAUGAUGAUACUAUCGUUAACAUUUAAUCACGGCCAUGGAGUUAACCGGUCUUCGCCGCCCCUGCCCCUCUGGCCACCAUUCCCAGGUACAUAGAGCAAAGGGAGGUGCAUACUGAUAAAGUUCAACAGUAUUAGAGCUUCUGCUUAGCUGACAUUACGGUCCAACGAUUCGUUGGCACAGACGGCCCAGCUCUCUCUUCCAAAGAACAAGUGCUUGCCAAAUGUAUCAAUGAAUCAAAGAUAUUCGGAGCGGCUGUACAGCGGUUUAGAUGUAACUGCAGCUUGUAAGCUUGGGUAGUAUAAUUAUUACCUUGUACUCCCUCUGUACAUAAAUACUUGUAGUUGAGGAGAACUAGUCUAAUUCUCCCCAACUACAAGUAUUUAGGUACAGAGGGAGUAAGUAGGACUAAUAAAGAGCAGAGGAUAGUUUCUGUUGAAACAUCUCAACUCUAGUAGUAGCUCCCACUGGGGAUAGUUUCUGUUGAACUUGACACAUCACGAUAUCAGCAUGAGGAUGAGGAUGUUCAGAACACGGCUGUGCAGGGCUUUAGAUGUAGCUGCAUUUGUAAGCCUGGUAGUCAUUAGUUGCCUCUUGUGUAAGUGAAACCAAUACAAAUACAAAUAUAAUAAGAGGAAUGGGUGAAACAUGCCGAAUUCCUAGCUGGGUAUUUCUGAAUGAAAGUUGGAGCUUGGAGGAA